Homo sapiens (human) is the source of this 1152-nucleotide messenger RNA. It is a transcript of the gene OR56B4, whose product is annotated as olfactory receptor family 56 subfamily B member 4. The coding region runs from base 96 to 1055 and encodes 319 amino acids. Gene Ontology annotation, biological process: G protein-coupled receptor signaling pathway; cellular response to lipid; detection of chemical stimulus involved in sensory perception of smell. The transcript has a single exon. Gene Ontology annotation, molecular function: signaling receptor activity; olfactory receptor activity. The record is from RefSeq and is marked provisional. Gene Ontology annotation, cellular component: plasma membrane; membrane. Lineage: Eukaryota; Metazoa; Chordata; Mammalia; Primates; Hominidae.
ACAGGCAUGAACCACGAUGCUCAGCCCCUUAGCUGAACUUUUAAACAGAGAUUUCUUCUAUUUCAGACAGACACUGAGACUGAGGCACCCAUUCCAUGGAUACCUCCACCAGUGUUACCUAUGACUCCAGCCUCCAGAUUUCCCAGUUCAUCCUGAUGGGAUUACCAGGCAUUCAUGAGUGGCAGCACUGGCUCUCCCUGCCCCUGACUCUGCUCUACCUCUUAGCUCUUGGUGCCAAUCUCCUCAUCAUAAUCACCAUUCAACAUGAGACCGUGCUACAUGAACCCAUGUACCAUUUGCUGGGCAUAUUAGCAGUGGUGGACAUUGGCCUGGCCACCACCAUCAUGCCCAAGAUCCUGGCCAUCUUCUGGUUUGAUGCCAAGGCCAUUAGCCUCCCCAUGUGUUUUGCUCAGAUCUAUGCCAUCCACUGCUUCUUCUGCAUAGAGUCAGGCAUCUUUCUCUGCAUGGCAGUAGACAGAUACAUAGCCAUCUGUCGCCCUCUUCAGUACCCCUCCAUAGUCACUAAAGCUUUUGUCUUCAAAGCCACAGGGUUCAUCAUGCUCAGGAAUGGCCUGUUGACCAUCCCAGUGCCUAUACUGGCUGCCCAGAGACACUACUGUUCCAGGAAUGAAAUCGAGCACUGCCUCUGCUCUAACUUGGGGGUUAUCAGCCUGGCUUGUGAUGACAUCACUGUGAACAAAUUUUACCAACUGAUGCUAGCAUGGGUCUUGGUUGGGAGUGAUAUGGCUCUGGUAUUUUCUUCCUAUGCUGUAAUCCUUCACUCUGUGCUGAGGCUGAACUCAGCAGAAGCAAUGUCCAAGGCUCUGAGCACUUGUAGCUCCCACCUCAUCCUCAUCCUCUUCCACACAGGUAUCAUUGUGCUGUCUGUCACACACCUUGCAGAGAAAAAGAUUCCCCUUAUUCCUGUGUUCCUUAAUGUGCUGCACAAUGUCAUCCCCCCUGCACUCAACCCCCUGGCCUGUGCACUCAGGAUGCACAAACUCAGACUGGGCUUUCAGAGACUGCUUGGACUGGGUCAGGACGUGUCCAAGUAACUCCAGCUUUAGGAAUCCAGUAAGAUGUUAGGAAAUGACAGAGGUUUUAGUUCUCAAUAGAUCAGGGUUAUAAUCUGCACUUACCACACUCCCUAGG